Messenger RNA from Polyodon spathula (Mississippi paddlefish), 2399 nucleotides. RefSeq names its product solute carrier family 2 member 8 (gene slc2a8). The record is from RefSeq and is a predicted model, not a curated record. Gene Ontology annotation, biological process: transmembrane transport. Gene Ontology annotation, molecular function: transmembrane transporter activity. Gene Ontology annotation, cellular component: membrane. Lineage: Eukaryota; Metazoa; Chordata; Actinopteri; Acipenseriformes; Polyodontidae. The transcript is spliced from 11 exons. Bases 84 to 1925 code for a protein of 613 amino acids.
AGUGAAAAAAAAAACAGUGAAUGCCAGAGAGAUCUGUAAGGUUCAAUUUGGACUAACAGUUGUAAAAAACUACAACAUCCAGAAUGCAUUGCGUCCAGUCAGGUUUGUUUAUAGCAUUUCCUUUGUGUGUGUUUGCAAUUAUUGAUCUAUGUGGUGACGGUCAGACAGUAAAAUCAUCGGUUCACCAAGGGGAACGACUGAAGAUGGAUUCCUCUGAAGAGUCGAAGCCUCUGUUAGCUGCAGUAGACGGUUCGGUGAACUUGCUGGAUUCCCAAAACGAUUGGGAAGAACAGAACUACCUCGACAAGGUGCAGAACGGGAAGCUGUACCUGGCCACCUUUGCCGCUGUCCUGGGGCCUCUUAGUUUUGGGUUUGUCCUGGGAUACAGCUCCCCAGCCAUCCCUGACCUGCAGAGAAUCAGCGACCCCGAUCUGAGACUGGGGAACGAAGAGGCCUCCUGGUUUGGGUCGGUUGUCACUCUCGGGGCUGCCCUGGGAGGCGUAGUCGGGGGCUGGGUGGUGGAUAAGAUCGGCCAAAAGCUGAGCUUGAUGAUGUGUUCCAUCCCCUUCGUGGUCGGCUUCACCAUCAUCAUCUCCGCACAGAGCAUCUGGAUGCUGUAUUUGGGGCGCGUGCUGACCGGGCUGGCGAGCGGCAUGACCUCCCUCAUCGUGCCUCUGUAUAUUGCGGAGACGGCUCAUACCCGGGUUCGAGGGAUGCUGGGGUCAUGUGUGCAGCUCAUGGUGGUGACGGGCAUAAUGGGGGCGUACAUAGCAGGUCUGGUUCUGGACUGGCUGGCAGUGCUGUGGUUCCAGAUCUGGUUCAGUAGUGGUGCUGGCUGGCAGUGCUGUGGUUCCAGGUCUGGUUCAGUAGUGGUGCUGGCUGGCUGGCAGUGCUGUGGUUCCAGGUCUGGUUCAGUAGUGGUGCUGGCUGGCUGGCUGGCAGUGCUGUUGGUUCUCACCCUCGGCGUGUGUCUUGGUUUCCUGUCCCCAGGUCUGGUUCUGGACUGGCGCUGGCUGGCGGUGGUCUGCUCCGUGCCCCCCGCUCUCAUGCUGGUGCUCAUGUGUUUCAUGCCAGAGACCCCCAGAUACUUGCUGACACAGAACCGGCGCGCGGAGGCGUGUGCGGCCCUGCGCUUCCUCAGGGGCCCCGACGUGGACCACGAGUGGGAGUGCAGGCAGAUCGAGGACAGCUCUGCGGAGCGGGGAAGCAGACUCCAAUUACAAGACCUGCAGAAGCCCGCAAUCUACAAGCCCUUCAUUAUCGGGGUCCUGAUGAUGUUUCUACAGCAGAUGACUGGAAUCAAUGCCAUAAUGUUUUACGCCCAGACUAUCUUUGAAGAAGCAAACUUUAAGAACAGCAUUGUGGCUACAGCCAUCGUAGCUGCUGUUCAGGUGGUCUUCACGGCCGUGGCAGCGCUGAUCAUGGACAGGGCUGGGAGGAAAGUCUUGCUCAUUGUAUCAGGGGUCACCAUGGCGAUCAGUACAGGAGUCUUCGGAGUCUACUUUAAACUCAUUGCUGCAGACCCCGGCAACUCCUCUAUCCACGGUCUUCAUCUCUUUGCCACCCAGAGUCCUGGUGGCCCGAUAGAGGGAGCCCUUGUCUGGCUUGCCCUGGGCAGUAUGGGCAUGUUUAUAGCAGGUUUUGCACUGGGGUGGGGUCCCAUCCCUUGGCUGGUGAUGUCAGAGAUCUUCCCCGCUAAAGCCAGAGGCUUCGCCAGCGGGGCGUGUGUGCUGACCAACUGGGGCUCUGCCUUCAUCAUCACCAAGGAGUUUCAUGAUCUCCUGAAUCUCCUUACUAAUUCCGGAACCUUCUGGCUGUUCUCUGGGUUCUGUGUUCUAAGCGUCCUCUUCACCGCGUUCUUUGUUCCUGAAACGAAGGGGAGAUCUCUGGAACAAAUCGAGGAGCGCUUCAGAGGUUCCUCCUAGCUCUGGGGUCGCACACACGGGCCAGCAUUACUGACAGGACAAUGCACUCCUACCCCUGUGUGCACAGUGAAGGAGACCUUUACCACAGCUGCUGAACAGGGUGUGCAAACCAGUAGUGGGAGGAGCUGGCACUGCUGAACUCGGAGACGAAGGUGCUAACCGAAGCGCUGGUCUGCUUCACAAAGGGGUGGGUGUGAUUCUAGAGCGUUUUACUGCAGGUGGAUCCAGCAGACCCCCACAGUCCUUUCUGCUCUUUCCACUGGAAUUGAUCAGUGAGUGUUUUGAAGCUGCGGACGGAAGCAUGCAGGAUGAGAUCGGUCUGCACUGCAGGUCUCGGCAGCGCAAGCUUUCUGUCAGCUUUGAGUAGCAGAAACACCACAGCGUUUCACCACAGGGACUUCACUCUAUGGAUCUGGGGAACUGCUUCAGCGUAACAAAGCUUCUGACUUUGCACAGCACUGAAUCAUGGUUUUA